This is a messenger RNA of Oxyura jamaicensis (ruddy duck), 6516 nucleotides long. It is a transcript of the gene ZBTB34, whose product is annotated as zinc finger and BTB domain containing 34. The transcript is spliced from 3 exons. Gene Ontology annotation, molecular function: protein binding; DNA-binding transcription factor activity, RNA polymerase II-specific; RNA polymerase II cis-regulatory region sequence-specific DNA binding. Lineage: Eukaryota; Metazoa; Chordata; Aves; Anseriformes; Anatidae. Bases 694 to 2256 code for a protein of 520 amino acids. Gene Ontology annotation, biological process: regulation of transcription by RNA polymerase II. The record is from RefSeq and is a predicted model, not a curated record.
CUGGCGCCGCGAGGGGCUCGGUCCGGGCCUGUGCCGCGGGCGCCGUCUUGGCCCUGUGGCCGCGCGGCUCCCGGGCGCGACCUGAGGCGAGCCCUGCAGCGGGCCGCCUGGGAGCCGCGGCGAUGUCUCUGCUGCCGCGGCCGAUCCCGGCUCCGUGGGGGUUGCUCCGCUUUCAGCCUGGUCUCGCCGAAAGCUGCCCUCGCGUAGCCUGAAUUUGUGGGUCUAGUGUAGGUUUGGUUUGCGAGCAGAGAGGCAGGACGCGCGUGUGUCUUGGCCUGUUAUUAGUGCGAACGAGGCAUGGUGCAAUUGGCGCGGUUGGCUUGGCUGGCUGAAGUGCUUUGAGACCCCAGUACCUUUUUUUGUGUUGUCCCCAGAAGUUGGUGGACCUUUCGGCAGUUGCUGUUCUGCUUGAGGAACUGGGAGUUUUAGAUAAGAUUCAGUCUUCGUGAAGGCCCUUCAAAAGCUCUUCAGGUGCACAUGGCUUACGCAAUUGGUUUUAUUUAAAAGUAAGUCAGCGGUGAAGGUACACUUGGAAUAAAUCUGAACUGCCUCUGAAAGCUGAUGUGGGAGUUCCCAGUCACCGGGGGGAGAAAAAUAAAAGUGGUUUAGCAUGUAACAUAAGACACAAAUAGAAAAAAAAAAAUCUGCUAGUAUGUUGUGAUACGUUGGACAUGCUUCCUGCAUCAGAAGUCAAUGGAUGAUGUUGAGAUCUGUUUGUCCAAUUGGAAAAGCAGAUUCCAUUUUACAUCAGUAGAAAUGGACAGCAGCAGUUUCAUUCAGUUUGAUGUGCCUGAGUACAGCAACACUGUUCUGAGCCAGUUAAACGAACUCCGCUUGCAAGGAAAGCUGUGUGACAUAAUUGUGCAUAUUCAGGGUCAGCCAUUUCGAGCCCAUAAAGCUGUCCUAGCUGCCAGUUCUCCAUAUUUCCGUGACCAUUCAGCAUUAAGCACCAUGAGUGGCUUGUCUAUAUCAGUUAUUAAAAAUCCCAAUGUUUUUGAACAAUUGCUUUCAUUUUGUUACACUGGAAGGAUGUCCUUACAACUGAAGGAUGUUGUUAGUUUUCUAACUGCAGCUAGCUUUCUACAGAUGCAGUGCGUCAUUGAUAAAUGCACACAGAUACUGGAGAGUAUUCAUUCAAAGAUCAGUGUUGGUGAUGUUGACUCUGUCACUGUUGGUGCUGAAGAAAAUACAGAAAAUCGCAAUGGAGUUAAAGAUGGCAGCUAUUUUGCCAACCCCAUUGAAAUAUCUCCCCCCUAUUGCUCUCAGGUGCGACAGUCAACAGCAAGCAGCGAUCUUAGGAUGGAAACUACUCCAGGCAAAACUCUACGUAGUCGACUGCAAGAAGAAGGGCAUUCAGAUCGAGGAAGCAGCGGGAGUAUUUCUGAAUAUGAGAUUCAGAUUGAAGGUGAUCAUGAACAAGGAGACCUGAUAGUAAGGGAAAGUCAGAUUGCGGAGGUGAAAGUUAAAAUGGAAAAGUCUGACAGGCCAAGUUGCUCUGAUAGCUCUUCCCUUGGUGAUGAUGGAUAUCAUACUGAAAUGGUGGAUGGAGAGCAAGUGGUAGCAGUAAACGUUGGCUCCUAUGGGUCUGUCUUACAACAUGUUUAUUCAUUUACCCAUGCCUCAUCACAGGCUGCAGGUGCAUCUGAAACUUUUGGAAGCUUGAGCAAUUCAAGUCCCUCAAGGUCAAUGCUGAGCUGUUUCAGAGGAGGUCGUGCACGCCAAAAACGGGUAUCCACUGGUCAUUUACAUAGUGAUGUUCAGGGCUUGGUGCAAGGGGCUGACAGUGAUUCUAUGGUGAGUAACGCAGGAUAUGAAAAUAGUCCACGGGAAAGAAAUACAAGAGGUCAUUGGUAUCCAUACAAUGAGAGGCUGAUUUGUAUUUACUGUGGAAAGUCUUUCAACCAGAAAGGGAGCCUCGAUCGGCACAUGCGACUGCACAUGGGAAUAACUCCUUUUGUGUGCAAAUUUUGUGGAAAGAAAUAUACACGCAAGGACCAGCUUGAGUAUCAUAUUCGUGGUCAUACAGAUGAUAAGCCCUUUCGCUGUGAGGUCUGUGGAAAAUGUUUUCCUUUCCAGGGUACACUAAACCAGCAUUUGCGAAAGAAUCACCCUGGAGUAACAGAAGUAAGAAACAGGGUAGAGUCUCCAGACAGAACAGAAGCUUUUGUGGAACAGAAAAUAGAUAAUGAUGCUUCGGCUUCUGAAGCUAUGGAUUCUAGUAUGGAAAUUCAUGCAAUGUCUAGCACAUCUGAUUAAAAUAUUACAUUCUAAGUGCAACACAAACAAGCACAUUAAUAAUGUAUUUUUAAAAUCUUUGAUUCUUUUAGUAAUCUUCAUUACAAGUAUAACAGCCUUUUAAUUUUCCUGACCUUCUGGAAAUCAGUGUGAAAUGGUUUCUGGAAAAGACUACAGAAGUAUUACUUGCUUCUGUAGGAGGUUGGGCUGUUUUUUUGUUUGUUUGUUUUUCCAAUUUUGAAGAUGCUCAAAAUACAAAAAACAGUGUGCUGGGGAAUGGAUGGGAAGAAUCUGCUAAGGUGUCCCUACUGGUUGAUCUGGUAAGACACAAAUUCCAGUGGAGAAAGAUAUUAAAAUAAGAUUGGCAGCUCUGCUGGAUACACCAAGAAGCUGUAGUCUCCCUUAUUUUAUUUCUUAAAUCCUGUUGCUGAUAAAGAGGGUUACACAGCAGUGGGGAGAGAGAAUAUUAUAUAUUUGAUUCCUUCCAUGUGUUCCAAUGAAUUGUGCUUGUUUUUCCAACUGUUUUUGAUAGUUAGUCUGUUUAUAUAUAUAAAUUUGCUUUAUAUAUAUGAAAUGCUUUCACUUUCCCCAUUCUGGUUGAAGUGAAUGUAAAAGUAUGUCAAGGUUUAUACCACGUACCAUUCUUUCAACUACUAGAUCUCCCCUCUGCCUAGGAUUUAGGACUUCAGACUUCGGGAGUCUUGUUUUUAGCAGAAUGUUUGGUUUUCGUCUAAUUAAACUAUUACUUUGUGUGCAAAAGUGAGCAAAGUGAAUUACCUUGUUUUAAUUGCUUUGCUUUAUAACAUUUGUAAACCAAAUGCCAUAAAUCUAUUAAAUUAUGGUUAAAUUGUUAAGGGGUUGUUAGUUGUCUAGAACAUAAACUGGACAACCUGUGGUGCUGACCUUUUUAUAUAUAUAGAGAUAGAUAUAUAUCUAUAUAUAUAUUAAAAAAAAAAAAAAAAAAGGAAAACUAAUAGCAAACCCAGAAGUAGCAUUGUGGUUUUAAAUGUGUUUUUACUGGCCUCAGAAUCUACCUUCAUUUCGUACUGUAGAAGUAUAUACCAGGUAACUAAAUUUAACUUUAUCACUCUUCAUGGUUGGUUGAUACUAACCUGAGAGGUAUCUUGUAGUUUUAGCUACAGUAUUUCCAAGCAGUGUUUUAACAGGUCUCUUCACAGAGAGCUGUUUUCAGGUGCACAUUGACUUCCUACUUACAGCUCCAAGUGAUAUGUCAGCACUUGGAAUUUGUACUUUUUUGUAUUAAAAAACAAACAAAAAAAUAAAAAUAAAUAAUAAUAAUAAUUUAAAAAAAAAAAACAUACUCUAUGGGAACUUCAAGCAAUAUGUCUGUUAUUUCAUGUGCAAGUAUUACAGAGUUGCUGUGGCUUCCCUAUUAUCUUCAGUGGUUGUUUUCUGUUUAAAUGAACCACCAACAACUUUAAAAAUACUCUAAAUAUUGUUGUUUCACCAAAUGUUUUUUUACUAUGGUGCUAACUUCAUCAUUUAGGUCAGUAUAAUAUAUUAAAAUGUGAAACCUAAUGUUAACUGUUAAGCAAAAUAGAAAUUUAAAGACAAAAAAAAAAAAAAAACAAAAACAAAAAAAAAACACCACCACCAACAACAAAAAACAACAAUAGUUUCAGACCUCAAAAGCAUGAGCUGGCAAACACUACUGUGUAAAUUCUACCUGAUAAGCAAAAUUAAAUUAACCACAUGCAUCUUUAAAAUACAUGCUUUAUGUAAUUGGGCCUUAUGCUUUAUUUAGCAAAUACUGAAAAUACAUCUGUGAACAUGUUGUCUGAGACCUGAAAUUUAGAAAGUAUAGUCUCAUUCUUAAGUUACAGGAAAGCAAAAAGAUAAAAAGAUAGCAAACCUAUCUUGUACUGAUUUUUGGGCUCCUGUGAAGUUGGGGCGUAUUUGUGUAGUAGCUUUAUUGAAUACACUAGUUCUUAAUAUUGUGACAGUCUGCAAUAAGAUUUUUAUUAAAUACCAACUUACAGUAUAAACCCACCAGCUCCUUUGGAGCAGCUUCAAUUGAACUGAGUACAUAAUUUGCCUCUUUGUCCUAAAACUGCCUAAAUAAAGUGGUGCAGGGAGGUGAGAUGAUGUUUCUCUCCUUGAACCAAUAGAACUGUUAUUUUCAGUAAGGGAAAUUGUGUGUCUGUGUCUAUGGGAGGUAGUCUGUAUGUUUACCCACUUAAAAACAGGUUGGUGUUUCUGAUACUGUUGUUCUCAUGUUUGCUUUAAGUAAUUAUUUUUUUUUUUAAAUGUGUUUUGACAAAUUAAGUUUGAGACAUGUAAAAUCCAAGAAAUGUACAGUUAUUCUUAACCCUUUAUCUUGGACCUGUGCUGUGGUGCCUUUGGUGUGACUUUUUAAUGGAAGUAUGAGUUGAAGAUAGCAGGAUAUGGGUACUAAUUCUAUAUUUCUUGAAUUUCUGUGUCACAAUCUUAAUAUUAUUUAAAUCUAGUUCUUUGUAUUUGUAAAUUUAUUGAACUGGUUUGAGUUUACCAAAGAGUGACUUAUCCAAAAUUGUCUCUGACAAAAAAAAAAAAAAAAAAAAAAAUCACGCAAAAACAACAACAAAAAUUACUUUGAUUGUACAGGUUCAGGUUCAGAAUAUUGUAACAGGACUGUUAAGGGGCAGGAAGUGAUCACUUUUUCUACAAAACCAUGAUUCAUCAGUUCGCAAGUUUUACUUGUUCCUGUUCAUGUUGAUAUGCCAUUUACCUUUUCCACUGCUAGCAGUGUUAAGAAUUAUCAAGCCAUAACACAGUACUGUAAAGUUCAGCAGUGCUUCAAAGGAUACAUAAAACAUCAUUGAGCAUUACAUUUACACUUAGAAAGUGUGUGACUCUGGUAGAAAGCGAACUUCAAACCUGGCAACAGCAAAUAAUUUGUGCCUUGUCACAUAAUGGUAUGCCAGGUUUAACAUUGUCAUGACACAUGAAGCAUUAUCUAAUUGAAGUUCAUUUCACAAGUCCACCAAAACAGAGUAUGCUGUGUUAUUUUAAGCAGAUAUGGAAGUACUGUACAGUGUCUUGUUUCUGUACAGUUUUAAGUUAGCACAGAAUUGUUACACAUUUCAUUUACAAUAAAUGCAGAAGUCAAUAAAAUAUGUGAAAAAAUAUUUGACAGCAAAAUAAAUCAUGAAAUUAUAUAGGCUGGUUCAUAAUUGAGUCUCUUAAUCUACCUUUUUAUUAUAGACAAAUGUGAAAACAGUGACAGUGUCCUUUUCUCUAGAUGUUUAACCAAUUAUGACAAACUGUGAAAAUAAAGGAUUUUAUAUCUUUGCUAAUGUUUGUGGUUUUAAACAGUUAGUUUACUUAAUCAGUUAUCUUCCAUAUUAUUUUUAAACCUGUAAAUACAGUUAGAAAAUAGCUUUGUAAAUAUUAGCAGUUCAGUUUGGUCAGUAAGUCUUCAGGAUUGGCUCUGCUUUUUUUAGUGUGAACUCUUUCAAUAGCAUAAAAGGAUACUGUCGAUUUACUGUUCAGCAGAAUAUAAUGUAGGCCUAAAUUGAUAGUUUUUAAUGCAGUCUUCCCAAGCAUAAAUUAACAUUUUAUGCUGAAGCCUUUGGUUUACUUUUAGAUAAAACAAUGAGGCCUCAUAAUAUAUUUAGUCUGAACUUUAGGAAGAACAGCAGGAAUAAAAUCAAGGGCUGGGAAAAGAUUGAAUGAGCUUUACCUUUAAAAAUAUCUUAUUUGACUUUUUGUAUUAGUUGACUGUGACUCUUUUAUUGACAUUUUUCUAAACAGGUUUCAGAUGAAACCAUUGGAAGGGACUCAAAUAUGCAACACCUAAUCUAUUUUCCAAGGGAGUUUUACCCUUGAAUGGUGCUUUUUGACUGGUCAGGGUUAUUUAUUAAAUUUUAUAUUUGAAAGUAUUUGGGGAAUUGUGUAAAUUCUUUAUAUGAAUCUGUUUAGUUCAUUAAUUGUAAAUUUCAUAAUACUCAGUCAUUGAAACGGACGUUUAGUAAAGUCAUUCAAAAUGUUCAAAGUUUAUAAUUUAUGUGUAUUUUACAUAUCUUUUAACAAGUGCCAGAAUAGAUGUAUUUAAUAUUUUAGAUUUAAUGCUCCUUGCACAUCCCUGUGGCAGCAUUAUGUUAGUUAUGCAAGUUUACAUUAAAAAAAAAAAAAAAAAAAAAAGCCUGGGACACGUUCCUGUAUUUAUUUCUUCAGGGGAUGUGAAGCUAAUUAUCAGUAACUGAGCAGGUUUGCUUCUAGUUUACCUAAGUAACUCCUGCUAUAGCAAAUAAAACUAACUGCUGACCCUCCAAUUUACAU